AUGACCGGCCCAAAGGCUUACCUCGUCUACUCCAGCAGCGUGGCAGCUGGCGCCCAGAGUGGUAUUGAAGAAUGUAAAUACCAGUUUGCUUGGGACCGCUGGAACUGCCCUGAGAGAGCUCUGCAGCUGUCCAGCCACGGCGGACUCCGUAGUGCUAACCGGGAGACAGCGUUUGUACACGCCAUCAGCUCUGCUGGAGUCAUGUACACCCUGACGAGAAACUGCAGCCUUGGAGAUUUUGACAACUGUGGCUGUGAUGACUCCCGAAAUGGACAACUGGGAGGGCAAGGCUGGCUCUGGGGAGGCUGCAGUGACAACGUGGGCUUCGGAGAGGCAAUUUCCAAGCAGUUUGUGGAUGCCCUGGAGACAGGACAGGAUGCCCGGGCAGCCAUGAAUCUACACAACAAUGAGGCUGGCCGCAAGGCGGUCAAGGGCACCAUGAAACGCACGUGCAAGUGCCACGGCGUGUCUGGCAGCUGCACCACGCAGACCUGCUGGUUGCAGCUGCCGGAGUUCCGGGAGGUAGGCGCGCACCUGAAGGAGAAGUAUCACGCGGCGCUCAAGGUGGACCUGCUCCAGGGCGCGGGCAACAGCGCGGCGGGCCGUGGCGCCAUCGCCGACACCUUCCGCUCCAUCUCCACGCGCGAGCUGGUGCACCUAGAGGACUCCCCCGACUACUGCCUGGAGAACAAGACCCUGGGGCUGCAAGGCACCGAGGGCCGAGAGUGUCUGCGGCGCGGGCGUGCCCUGGGCCGCUGGGAGCGGCGCAGCUGUCGCCGGCUGUGCGGAGACUGCGGGCUGGCGGUGGAGGAGCGCCGCACCGAGACGGUGUCCAGCUGCAACUGCAAGUUUCACUGGUGCUGCGCGGUCCGCUGCGAGCAGUGCCGCCGGCGGGUCACCAAGUACUUCUGCAGCCGUGCCUUGGGCAAGGCUCAAGCCUAG
This is a messenger RNA of Chionomys nivalis (European snow vole), 942 nucleotides long. It is a transcript of the gene Wnt8b, whose product is annotated as Wnt family member 8B. The transcript is spliced from 6 exons. Gene Ontology annotation, molecular function: frizzled binding; cytokine activity. Gene Ontology annotation, biological process: multicellular organism development; canonical Wnt signaling pathway; cell fate commitment. Lineage: Eukaryota; Metazoa; Chordata; Mammalia; Rodentia; Cricetidae. The coding region runs from base 1 to 942 and encodes 313 amino acids. The record is from RefSeq and is a predicted model, not a curated record. Gene Ontology annotation, cellular component: extracellular region.